This is a messenger RNA of Populus euphratica (Euphrates poplar), 1336 nucleotides long. RefSeq names its product syntaxin-81-like. Gene Ontology annotation, cellular component: endoplasmic reticulum; membrane; SNARE complex. Gene Ontology annotation, biological process: retrograde vesicle-mediated transport, Golgi to endoplasmic reticulum. The transcript is spliced from 7 exons. The record is from RefSeq and is a predicted model, not a curated record. Bases 247 to 1188 code for a protein of 313 amino acids. NCBI's taxonomy places the organism in Eukaryota, Viridiplantae, Streptophyta, Magnoliopsida, Malpighiales, Salicaceae.
GAAACGUUACGUUCUUGGCCUCUCUCUUUUGAGUCUAGAUUUUUUCUGGGUCCAAUUCUCCUCUCUCGCGAUCUCCCUCCUCUCGUAUUCGAAACAAUUCUGCAACUUCAACUUAAUCAUAGUUAAAUUCCUUUUCACUGACACUGUCUGGAGUCUUUCGAUUCGGUUCGAUCCAGUUCGCCCAUUUAUGCUUGAUUUUUUUUCUGGUUUUCGAAGGUAAUUUAAUGGUGAUGGUAUAAAGAUAGUAUGGCGAAAAUUAGAGAUAGAACAGAGGAUUUUAAAGAUGCAUUGAGGCACAGUGCUAUAUCUUUAGGUUACAAUGAGUCGAGAUUGGCAGCUAUUAUGGCGUCUUUUAUUAUUCAUAAACCACGGCAAAGAUCACCGUUUACUAUAGCUGCUCUUAAAACUCUUGAAAGCAUUGGAGCAUUAGAACAAUUUAUGUUGAAGCAUAGGAAGGAUUAUGCUGAUCUGCAUCGUACCACUGAACAGGAGAGGGAUAGUAUUGAACAAGAGGUUACUGCAUUUAUUAAAGCAUGCAAAGAACAAAUUGAUAUUCUCAAGAAUAGCAUAAACGAUGAAGCAGCAAACACAAAGGGGUGGCUUGGCAUCAAGGCUCAUACCUCCAACGCUGAUACUAUAGCACACAAACAUGGGGUGGUUUUGAUUUUAAGUGAGAAACUUCAUUCUGUCACUGCACGGUUUGAUCAGCUAAGAGCUAUACGCUUCCAAGAUGCUAUUAAUAAAAGGAUACCGAGAAGAAAACUUAACCAGGCUGCAAAUACACAUACAAAUACAACUACUGUUGAUUCCUCUAAAACAAACAAUUUAGAAUUCAGUGAACCUGAUGACAUUCAGCCAGAGUCUCUUAGAGUGCAGCAGCAGGUGUUGGAUGAUGAGACUCGUGCCCUGCAGGUGGAAUUGACUAGUCUUCUAGAAGCAGUUCAAGAAACCGAAACUAAGAUGCUAGAAAUGUCUGCAUUGAAUCAUCUAAUGUCAACGCAUGUUCUGCAACAAGCACAACAAAUAGAGCUUCUGUAUGAGCAGGCAGUUGAAGCUACAAAGAACGUAGAGCUUGGAAACAAAGAGUUGUCGCAGGCAGUACAGCGGAAUAGCAGUAGCAGGACUUUUCUCUUGCUUUUCCUUUUUGUUCUUACUUUUUCAAUCCUCUUUCUGGAUUGGUAUAGUUGAAUUUCUGAUAUUACGUGGACUGUUGCGAGUACAAUUUUCCUUGUAAAUUUGAUUGCGGGAUGGGAAAAAUUGUAGAUUUAUUAUCAACAUUUGAGCAAAUUGAGUUUUGAGCUGUUGAAAUAAAAAACCUCUCCGUCUUACGCUGAAA